AAUUGAAAUGUCCGGCCCUUCGCGCCCGGCUGCAGCCCGGCUGAGUUCUGCGUCGCCGGCCGCGGAUGCUCUGAGUGGGGCGCGUUGGGCACGCGUUUCGGAGCACCCGCCUGCUAGGCACAGGGGAACGGGUCAUCAGGAAUGAGCUCGCGGGCCCCCCCUGCACCUGCCUGUGAAGCAGAGGCGUGAAGGGAAAUUGCUGCGGUUUCCAGGAGCGCGAACAAGUGGAACACAGUCACUGAAUGUGUUGAGAAUCUAUGAAUUUCUGAAAAUUGCAAACUGCUGGAGUAAAGCAACAGAGCUUGGAUACAGUAGUUAACAGGUUAACUUGGCAUAAUGGGAAUACAAGGAUUGCUGCAAUUUAUCAAAGAAGCUUCUGAACCCAUCCAUGUGAGGAAGUAUAAAGGACAAGUAGUAGCUGUAGAUACAUAUUGCUGGCUUCACAAAGGAGCUAUUGCUUGUGCUGAAAAACUAGCUAAAGGUGAACCUACCGAUAGGUAUGUAGGAUUUUGUAUGAAAUUUGUAAAUAUGUUACUAUCUCAUGGGAUCAAGCCUAUUCUCGUAUUUGAUGGAUGUACUUUACCUUCUAAAAAGGAAGUGGAGAAGUCUAGAAGACAAAGGCGAGAAACCAAUCUUCUUAAGGGAAAGCAGCUUCUUCGUGAGGGGAAAGUCUCAGAAGCCAGAGAAUGUUUUACCCGUUCUGUCAAUAUCACACAUGCGAUGGCCCACAAAGUUAUUAAAGCUGCUCGGGCACAAGGAGUAGAUUGUCUUGUGGCUCCAUAUGAAGCAGAUGCGCAGUUGGCCUAUCUUAACAAAGCUGGUAUUGUACAAGCUAUAAUUACAGAAGAUUCUGAUCUCCUCGCUUUUGGCUGUAAAAGGGUGAUUUUAAAAAUGGAUCAGUUUGGAAAUGGACUAGAAAUUGAUCAGGCUCGGCUUGGAAUGUGCAGACAGCUUGGGGAUGUGUUCACAGAAGAGAAGUUCCGUUAUAUGUGCAUUCUCUCAGGCUGUGACUAUCUCUCAUCACUGCGUGGGAUAGGAUUAGCAAAGGCCUGCAAGGUUCUAAGACUAGCCAAUAACCCAGAUAUUGUAAAGGUUAUCAAGAAAAUUGGACAUUAUCUGAAAAUGAAUAUAACAGUACCAGAAGAUUACAUCACAGGGUUUAUUCGGGCUAACAAUACCUUCCUUUAUCAGCUAGUUUUUGAUCCCAUCCAAAGAAAACUUAUCCCUCUGAAUGCCUAUGAAGAUGACAUUGAUCCAGAAACACUAAGCUAUGCUGGGCAGUAUGUUGAUGAUUCUAUAGCUCUUCAGAUAGCACUUGGAAAUAAAGAUAUAAAUACUUUUGAACAGAUCGAUGACUACAAUCCAGACACUGUUAUGCUUACCCAAUCAAGGCAUCAUAGUUGGAAUGACAAAACAGAUCAAAAGUCAUCUAAUGUUAAUAGCAUUUGGCAUAGGAAUUAUUGCCCUAGACAUGAACUGGAUAUUAUUUCAGAUGCUACAAGGUCAAGAAAAAAUCCAAGUACCCUGGGCAUUGAACAAGUGAUUAGUACUAAAGGGUUAAAUCUUCCAAGAAAGUCAUCAAUUGUAAAAAGACCAAGAAAUGAAGAACUUUCAGAAGAUGAUCUGCUGAGUCAGUAUUCUCCUUCAUUUACUAAGAAGGCCAAAAAAAAUAGUAGUGAAGGUAAUAAAUCAUUGAACUCUUCUGAAGUGUUCAUGCCUGACCUGAUAAAUGGAACUACUAAUAAAAAAAACAUAAGCACACCAUCUACGACAAGAAAUAAAUUUGCAACAUUUUUACAGAGAAAAAAUGAAGCAAGUGGUACAGUUGUGGUUCCAGGGACCAGAAGCAGGUUUUUUUGCAGUUCUCCAGACUCUGCAGACUGUGCAUCAAAGGAAACAAGUAGUCAGCCUCUAAAUGAAACUGCUGUCACAGAUAAAGUGACCAAUCUGAAUGAAUCAGGUUGCUUAAAUGAUAAGCUAAUUGAUACAAAUGUAGCACAUAAUUUAACUGAUCAGAUUCCAGAUGAUAUAAGUGGGGUUACUAAUGAAGAGUCUCAGUCUUUGAAGACCAGCAGAUUCACAAGGACCAUUUCACCACCCACUUUGGGGACACUAAGAAGUUGUUUUAGUUGGUCUGGGAAUCUUGGAGAUAUUUCAAGAACUUCAAACUCCUCUCCAAGCACAACCCUGCAGCAUUUCCGUAGAAAGAGUGAUUCCCCCACCUUGCUGCCUGAGCAUAAGAUGUCUGAUGUAUCCCAGUCAAAGAGUGAUGAGUCAUCUGAUGAAUUUUAUCACUUACAUGAAGUGGAUUGUUCUUUACAAUCUCAAGAAAGCCUAAAUACAUCAAAUCUUUCCCAGUGUUCUAAUAAAGAUUCAGAUUCAGAGGAGUCUGAUUGCAAUUUUAAAUCACUUAGUGAUCAAGAUAAUCAGAAAUCCAAGCUACAUUCAUCUCAUUUUUCAAAAAAGGACAUACUUCUAAGGAAGAAGAUUCCUGGGCUGUAUAAAUCAAGUUCUCUGGACAGUCUUUCUACAACCAAGAUAAAACCUCUAGUACCUGCCAGAGUCAGUGGACUGAGUAAGAAGCCCGCCAACAUCCAGAAGAGAAAUCAUGAUAUUGAGAACACGCCAGGAUUGCAGAUAAAAAUCAAUGAGCUCUGGAAAAAUUUUGGAUUCAAAAAAAAUUCAGAAAAACUUCCUUCUUGUAAGAAGCCAGAACCCCUGUCACCAGUCAAAGAUAAUAUUCAACUAACUCCAGAAACAGAUGAGAAUAUAUUUAACAAAUCUGAGUGUAUGCAUAUUCAGAGAGCAAUAUUUCAAUAAAUGCAGUCUACUGCUUAUUAUAAGAGAAUUUCUAUCAACUUGAAGUCUCUGUUUGGAAAUGAGACAGUUACCAGCCUGAAAGAUUUCUUCUGAGAUCUAUGCCAAUUUUAAAAUAGAAUACAUUUUUAAUAUUAGCUGUAUAAUUGUUUUUUAUGUUCUUUUCAUAUUUUCAUAAGAUCAUAGAGAAUUAAUUUUAUCAUUGACAGUUUUUGAAAAUGUUAAUAUUACCGAGGCAAGUCUCCUGGAAUUUAUAAAAAAUCUACUCUAAAUAUUUGUUAAGUACAAGGAGAGUAAAUGAAAAAAACACAAUUCUGUAAUCAUGUUAUUUAGAGGAAUUCGCUGUUUUUCUCCUAGCUUUAAUUUUUUCUGUUUGCUUGUCCUCUUUCAGGGUAGAAUUGAAAAUGAAGUUGCUAGGGGUGGAGGGGUAGUUGGGAAGGGUAUAGACCAUUGCACACAUGGGACAGUGGUGUUACCCCUCAAGAGUUUGGCUGGGUUAUAGGUAAACAGUGAAAGAAAAUUACUUUCAGCAAAAGUAAUUCUCAUAUUAAUUCUUAUAUUAAUAUUCCUAAACUUGAUAAUAGUGUUUUUCUUAAUGUAUCUUUUUGAAACGUGCACUGUAUUUAAGACUACUGCCCUAUGUGUGACUUAAGAUACUAAAGCCAUAGAGUCAUUGUUACAUACAUCUUGCCUGAAUGCCUGGAGAGAAAACUGACUACACGAGGGAAGAUGUGAAGUUAGAGUUGGUAGAGGAAUUACAAAAAGUUUUAUGAGAUGUAGAGGAUAAAGGAAGGGGACCCCAAAGUAUUUUAAUUUUUAAAUGAAAUAUAGUAGAGGACUCUUGAAUAAAGAGGACAGAAUGGAACAAAAAAUGUAAUCGAAGGUUUUUUAAAAAAAUUAAAAUAAUGUCAAUGUGGAGAAGACCAAAUUUAAGAAGAAAAAUCCUACCAGAUUGGUAGGAUUUUCCUGGGAUUUGAGAAACAAAAUAAUGCUUCUAUUGUGCAGUGGGUUGUAAAAUUUAAUAUUACUAAUAUGUUCAUAACAAUAUUACCCUCAAAACUGAAGCUAAUCAUUAAAUAAAUAGCAAGUGAUGCGCAACCACCGCCCACCAUUGGAGAGGGGCAAGGCUGUGAGCCACAGGUGCGUGAAGAAGGCUGAGCACUGAAGAGAGAGCUGGAAUACAAAAAAACAAAAUAAAACUUCUGCACCACAGCCCUCUCCUAAAGGUCACACAGGAAGAACUUACAGCAACUACAAACCCAAUUAAACCUGUUGCUGAACUUUACUAAUGCCCCACACGAACCACCUUGGAGAGUCUUGCUCACCUCCAUGCAUAAAUACUGUUCACCUCAGUCAUUCAUGUUCCAUAUCAACCGAUGGCACUCAAUCAAAAACUGAAACACACACAGACAAAAAAGAAAGCACUGUUAAGACAAGGUGCAGAACUAGACUCCGAGAUAACCCAGAGAGUGGAAAUUCCAGAAACAACUUUAAAUAGAUAUGGUUCUCAUGGUAAAGGUGAAUAAGAUGUAUGAGCAGAUGAGGGAAUGUCAGUAAGACACAGAAACAGUAAGUAAAAUAAAAAAGCUAGAAAUACAAAUAUAGUAGCAUAGAUGAAGAGCCAAGGAAAGAACCAGUAAACUUGGAAAUGAUCAAUAGGGCUUCUCUGGUGGCCCAGCGGUUGAGCGCUGGGCUGCAAAGCUGCCUGCAGCCUCUGCAGCGCCGGUUCUAUCCCCGGCCAUUGGGCGAGUGUCCCACAUGGUGCGACAGACCUCUCCUGCCACCCGCUGCUCCCCUCAGCAGUGUACUUCAUCAGUCUGCCUGCUCUGCUCUCCGCUCUGGCUCUGGUGAAUUCUCUCACCCUCCCGCGCUUCUGACUGUACCCAGUGCUUGUCUAAAUAAAUAAAUAAAUGAAUCUUAAAAAAAAAAGAAAAUGAUCAAUAGAAAUUACACAAAUUGAAAAACAGUAGAAUGUAAACACUGCAGCAUUAAGAGCUAUAGGGCAAUUUGAGCAGACUGAUAGAUGUGCUUUAAAAACCCAGAAAGAGGGCCUUCCUGGUGGCGCAAGGGGUUGAGCACUGCCCUAUGAAGCAAUCAGCAGCCUGUGCAGCACGAGUUCAAUCGCUGGCCAGGGAGCAACCCACAUGGCACAGCAGACCUCUCCUGUCUCACCCACUGCUCCCCUUGGCAGUGUAUUUCAGUUAAUCUUCCUGUUAUGUUCCCCACUCUGUCUCUGGUGAAUCCUAUCACCCCUUGCAUCUCUGGCCUGUACUCCAGCUCUUGUAUGCAUAAAUUUAAAAAAAAAACAAACCCAAAAGAGAGAGCAUUAAAUAGGGAGAUGGGGCUGAGACUCAAGCUCUAUCCCUUCUCUUCAGUGCCUGCCUCACCUUCCCCUUAGUUGUGCCUUGUGUCUUUUUUUUUUUUUCUGUUCUGUGCAUUUCAUGUAAAUGGAGUCAUAUAAUAUGUAGAUUUUUAAGUCUAGUUUCUUUCAUAUAGUAUAUUUUAUUUAUAUAUAUUUUACAUCAUUCAUUUUUGUACAAUGUAUGCUUUCUCC
Talpa occidentalis (Iberian mole) is the source of this 5371-nucleotide messenger RNA. It is a transcript of the gene EXO1, whose product is annotated as exonuclease 1. NCBI's taxonomy places the organism in Eukaryota, Metazoa, Chordata, Mammalia, Eulipotyphla, Talpidae. Gene Ontology annotation, molecular function: DNA binding; metal ion binding; 5'-3' DNA exonuclease activity. The transcript has 16 exons. The record is from RefSeq and is a predicted model, not a curated record. The coding region runs from base 337 to 2820 and encodes 827 amino acids. Gene Ontology annotation, cellular component: nucleus. Gene Ontology annotation, biological process: DNA recombination; mismatch repair.